CGUCCACGACGGUACUUCGCGUUAGACUAUUUUCAGCGGAUACUUCUCGCGAUCUCUCCCCGUUCGCGAUCGUUCCACGAAAGAGUCGCGUAUUUAUUUACAUUUUCCUCAGUUUCUGAACAGGGUCGGAAAUAAUUCCGAAAUAAUUUCGGAAGCCGGCCUUUUCAGAUUCAACCCUCGAUACGGACCGUUAGCGUGUCAAUAGUAUUUACUUGUCACGUUUCGAUUUGUUUGGAAUAUAUAUAUANUGCGAGGGAUUUUCCCCCCUGUGAUCUCUUUUAUUCUGUGGACGGGUGUAGAUUGGAUAUUGUAGGGAGCGUUCAGACGGUGGCUCUUUUCGACGCACGACACGCAGAGAGGGCGAACGAGAGCCGUGAGAUCGAUGUUUGACGAUGGUAUGUUGAAAUGUGUUGGUGAAGUUUGUGUUUUAUUUUGUAUGGUGAUGUGAUGACGAUCCCGGCUCGACGACUGUGAUUAUGACGAGAGGAUAUAAAACGAGUGGAAAGCCUGGCGUUUUAUAUCGGCGGAUCUGAGCGGAAGUAUUUAUACACGGUUUUAACUGGUCGUAGGAGAGAGCACAUGUACGUAACCGAUCCGUUUCUCGUAGACGGACCCUUGGCACGCGAUUAACGCCGAUUAUCGUGGAGGUACGGCUGGAAGAACGAUAGCGGAACACUCUCCAGGAGCGAAACGUCCGGAAUUUUCCCGGAAGAGAAAAAAAGUGGCCGGCCGACGAGAGGGAUUUGAAUUUUCGCCCUCCGAGAGCGCAACUGUCGGACGACCCGCAUUUUUGAAGGGCGAUAAAGGAAGACCUGCUCCUUCCGUGGGCUCCGAGGAGAAAAGGGAGCGGAGAUCGUAAUUUCAGAAAAAAUGAAAAAAGGCCCGUCUCGCUCGAAUAAGAAGAAGCCUUUGAGACAGAGCCCGCCGGACCGAAACUGAGACAGAAUCGUCUAAAAACCUCCGACAGCCGAGAAGGACGACCUCCCCGUUGCUAGUUUUGCGAUUAUUUCUCGACUCUCCGUCGCCGGUCGCCCCCGUUUUCUUUCUGGAAGAACGUUUUUGCCUUUCUGUUCGAAAUGUCAUCGACCACGUUCGUCGAUAGGAUCGACCCGUUCGCAAAACGGUCGGUCAAGAAGAAAAAGAAAUCCCAAGGAUCUUCGAGGUACAGAAAUUCAACCGAUGUCGAGUUUCCGACACUCCCACUUCUUACAGAUGUUGCAUCAUCAGAACAGGAGGAGCUUUUCAUUCACAAACUCCGCCAGUGUUGCGUGGCGUUUGAUUUUAUGGACCCCACAGUCGAUAUUAAAGGGAAAGAAACUAAAAGAUCGACUCUGAAUGAAUUAGUUGAAUAUGUGUCCAAUGGGAGAGGGGUCCUGACCGAACCAGUAUAUCCUGAAAUUGUUAAAAUGAUUUCUGCAAACCUGUUCAGGACCCUCCCCCCUAGUGAAAACCCUGAUUAUGAUCCCGAAGAAGAUGAACCGACAUUAGAAGCCUCAUGGCCACAUUUAUCGCUUGUUUAUGAAAUUUUUUUACGUUUCCUGGAGUCGUCUGAUUUCCAACCAACUAUUGGGAAAAAAGUGAUUGAUCAAAAGUUUGUACUCCAGCUGCUGGAACUUUUUGAUAGUGAAGAUCCAAGGGAGCGUGACUUCCUUAAGACUGUACUGCAUCGUAUUUAUGGCAAAUUCUUGGGACUUAGGGCAUUCAUCAGAAAACAAAUUAAUAAUAUAUUUUUGAGGUUUGUUUAUGAAACUGAGCAUUUCAAUGGUGUGGGCGAACUUUUGGAAAUAUUAGGAAGCAUCAUUAAUGGAUUUGCAUUGCCACUUAAGGCUGAGCACAAACAAUUUCUAGUUAAAGUUUUGAUACCCCUUCACAAGGUGAAAUGCUUGUCGUCGUACCAUGCACAGUUGGCAUAUUGCGUGGUACAGUUCAUAGAAAAAGACGCCACACUUACGGAACCUGUUGUAAGAGGUCUUCUAAAAUACUGGCCCAAGACAUGCAGCCAAAAAGAGGUCAUGUUUUUGGGAGAAAUUGAAGAAAUUUUAGACGUUAUCGAACCAUCUCAAUUUGUUAAAAUUGAAGAGGUUUUGUUCAGACAGCUUUCCAAGUGCGUUUCUAGCCCACACUUUCAGGUUGCCGAGCGUUCUCUUUACCUUUGGAAUAAUGAGUACAUUAUGAGCCUGAUUGAAGAAAACAACCAUGUUAUCAUGCCCAUAUUAUUUCCCGCCCUUUAUCGCAAUAGCAAAGAACACUGGAAUCAAACGAUUAUCGCCCUGGUGUAUAAUGUUUUGAAAACAUUCAUGGAUAUGAACAGCAAACUGUUCGAUGAAUUAACGUCAUCAUAUAAAGCUGACAGGCAGAAAGAGAAGAAAAGAGAAAAAGAGAGGGAAGAGCUGUGGAAGAAACUUAUGGAACUUGAGAUAAGCAGCAAGAAGAAAGAAAUGUUCAAAAAAUGAUAAAGACCUUGAGUAUUUUCAGUUUCAAUUUUUGAUGGCUGUUGUAUAAUUAUCAUAAAUAACAGCGUAGCAGUGGAUUGUGCCAUCCCACUCCUAUAUAGACUUGAAAUACUAUUAUUUUAAUUUAAUAAUGCCUGUGUUGUUGCCUCGAUGUUUUGAAUGUAAUUUGUUCAAGCAAUGGAUGAAUUAACAUUACUAGAAGAUGCUCUUUCAGUGACACUGUCUCGAGUUGUACAUUUUGAAGAUAAAUCAGAUUUACAUGUUGAUCGUUAAAUUUUGUCGCUCAAAUAUGUUCUAUUUGGAAACUGUAAUUAUUAAAUUAAAACUACAACAAUCAUUAGUUAUUUUUUAAUUGACUGCACUGCUUUUUUUUUUUUUUUUCUGAAAAUUCAUAUCAUUCCAAAAUUCGCAGUUUAUUAAGUGUUUUAACAAAAAAGAUACGUUUUUAAUGUACUUUUUUUUUCCUUUUUUUUUUUUAAUAAACUGUUGUACGCAAACCGGUUUUUUACCCUUCUUAGCAGAAUGUUUAAUUUUACUUUUAAUUAGUAAUUGUAGAGUCAUUCUGGUAUACUAGUCGAAAUGGAAAAGAACAGCAGCGCUAAUGUGAUCCAAUCCCAGUUAGUUAGUACAACACAUUGGCUGAAGCCUAUAGUAAUGUUUUAUGAAUACGAAAAUUAUUGUUUACAAAAGUAUGCAAUUCACCUGAUAAUUGAACAAUAUUAGGGGCAUUGAAUUAUUAACUCUGGCAUCAGUUGCUAUUAUCCUUGCUUGGAACCAUAAUAAUAAUAAUAAUAAUAAUAAUAUAAAUUGUUAAUGUGGUUGUUAUGUAAAGAAAAAUACAAAAAAAACUUUAGUUUAACUUGACAUGUUUUAUAUUUGCAUCAAUUGUUACUAUUGUCUUAACGUGAAACUAAAAUUUGUUAAAAUAUAAAUACUAUUAAGAAUUUG
Molecule: messenger RNA, 3401 nt
Organism: Cimex lectularius (bed bug)
Lineage: Eukaryota; Metazoa; Arthropoda; Insecta; Hemiptera; Cimicidae
Gene: wdb
Product: serine/threonine-protein phosphatase 2A 56 kDa regulatory subunit epsilon isoform
Exons: 10
Coding region: 1077-2453 (458 amino acids)
Biological process (GO): protein dephosphorylation; signal transduction
Cellular component (GO): nucleus; protein phosphatase type 2A complex; cytosol
Molecular function (GO): protein phosphatase activator activity
Source: RefSeq, a predicted model, not a curated record